GAAUUUCCUGGCCAACCACUCGCUAGGCCGACUCUCCUGCCUAUCUACCAACAAAACCCUGUUGCAGAGAAACACAAAGGAAGAAUCUAAGCCUUCAUACCAAGUAUACGGACUGCAGAAUAUGUCAAGAAUGGAAAGGGGAGAGCUACGUGUACUUGCAUCAAAGUAGUUUUGCAGUGCCUGUGUCAGGACAACAUGUUUGCACUGUGCCAGCGCUGGAAGAAAGUCUGAUGGAAGUCGUCUUCAUCAUUCUGAGUGAAUGCAGCGCGGCCUGUGAGCCGACGGGUUUCUUUCUGGCAGUGGGACGGGUGUCUAAUGGGUCAAUAAUAAGCCGUGACUAACCGUCUCCCUGAGGAGCAGCUUGGCCAGACACACACUCACAGAAAGCAGCAGAAAGCCGGGACCAUGAUGAUCCCAAGCAUCAUCGCGCCUCCUGCCCUCUACCCGGGUCUGUACCGGCCCGCCGCUUCUCUGCCACUUCACCAGACCCUGCCGUCCGUCUUCCCGACUCACUCCAGCUUUUUGGUGGAGGACCUGCUGCGGAUAAGCCGCCCCGCCGCCUUCAUUAACCGGACUGUCCCGUCAGCGAGCGCUUCCCUGCCCACAUCCACCACCACCGUGUCCUUCAGCGGCGCGCCCGCGGAGCGCGCGCCGGCCACGACCACGGUAACGCGCGAACCGUGCUCGCUGAAAACGUCCGUGCCGAGCAGCAAGGACCCAACUUUUCUCAAGUUUGGAGUGAGCGCCAUCCUUGCACCUUCACCAAAGAUCGCCUCUUCACCCCCUACAUUCCACAGCCUGCACUCCAAGACCUUCCCUAUCCCCUGCUUUGACGGAACAUUUCACCCCAUAUUCAGGACGCCUUAUUUACCAGCAUCCUCAUCCGUUGUCCCCGUCCCCGGGACUUUUUCGUGGCCUCUGGCCGCCAGAGGGAAACCCCGGAGAGGGAUGCUAAGGAGGGCGGUGUUCUCCGAUGUACAGCGCAAGGCCUUGGAGAAAAUGUUCCAGAAACAGAAAUACAUCAGCAAGCCCGACAGGAAGAAACUGGCCUCUAAACUGGCCCUAAAAGACUCGCAGGUGAAAAUCUGGUUCCAGAACCGGCGGAUGAAGUGGAGGAACUCCAAGGAACGAGAACUGCUGUCUUCCGGUGGCUGCCGCGAGCAGACGCUGCCCACGAAAGCCAAUCCGCACCCGGACCUCAGCGACGUGGGCAAGAAGUCCUCAGCCGAGGAUGAGGAGGAUGAGGAAGAAGCAUUCAGAAGAGAGAGAAUGAGGGUGGCAGGGUCCAGCAUCUCCUCUCCAUCUCUUUCCAGUAAGCACUCAGACUUCUCAGAGUCAGACGAAGAAGAAAUAACAGUAUCUUAAUUUAUUAAAAAAAACAAAUAUAGAGAUCUAACCCAUGCUUUGUUUUCAUGAGACUGUGACCAGAUUUAUAAGAAGCUGCCACCCUGAAACCGACUCCAUAAAUGUCAUUGUUCAAAAAAUAAGUUUCACUCAAGUUUGUUGCUUCAUCAGCGCAUGCGCUCUGUACAGGAUCUGCUUCUGAUACAUUUUGCUGUUUUGCACAGCUUUGUUCAAUUGUACAGUAUUUUGUACAAUUUUGUAUGGACAUUUUAUGCCAAGAAUACCGAGUUCCUUUUACCAUGACCUUGAAUAGAGUUGUUUAUUGACAAAUGUAGCUAUUUCGUUAAUUUAUAUGAAUUUGUUUAUUAAUUGUUUUAUGUGCUGUAUAUAUGUUUAUUUCACACUUUUUGUACAAAUACCAAAUAAACUUGUAAACAGUUCCAAGU
This is a messenger RNA of Micropterus salmoides (largemouth bass), 1790 nucleotides long. RefSeq names its product developing brain homeobox 1a (gene dbx1a). Gene Ontology annotation, molecular function: DNA binding; DNA-binding transcription factor activity, RNA polymerase II-specific. The record is from RefSeq and is a predicted model, not a curated record. The transcript is spliced from 7 exons. Bases 406 to 1365 code for a protein of 319 amino acids. Gene Ontology annotation, biological process: regulation of transcription by RNA polymerase II; cell differentiation in spinal cord. Lineage: Eukaryota; Metazoa; Chordata; Actinopteri; Centrarchiformes; Centrarchidae.